AUGGACGUCAAGACUUUCUCCCUCGGAGACUUUGAGCUUCAGAAUGGCAAGACUCUGCCGAAUGCGGUGAUUGCGUACAAGACUUUUGGCGAGGCUGGACGCCCUGCUGUUCUUUAUCCGAGUUGGUUCUCGGGUGCGAUAUCCGAUAAUGAGUGGCUUGUUGGGAAGGACAAGACUCUUGAUCCGGGGAGGUACUUUAUUAUUAUAACGGCGCUUUUUGGGAAUGGACAGUCUACGAGUCCAUCAAACUCGGAUAUUAGUCCGUUUCCUGAUGUUUCGUUCUACGACAAUGUCAAGGCUCAGCAUCAAUUGAUGGGUCAUCUUGGGGUGAAGCAUCUACGGGCUGUUUUGGGCUGGUCGAUGGGUGCGGCGCAGACAUUUCAGUGGGCUACGCAAUAUCCCGACUUUAUGGAUAUUUGCGUUCCCUUCUGCGGAUCAGCCAAGACGUCUCUCCACAACCAGGUAUUCCUUGAGGGCGUCAAGUCAGCGCUCCUCGCAGCAAAAGGCUGCACGUCUGCAGGAAGUUCCCAGGGACGCGUCGAAACCACAGACAGGAAAUGGACCGACAAGGAGAAAGAAGUUGGUUUGAAGGCUUUUGGGAGAGGAUACGCAGGCUGGGGUUUCUCUCAGGCAUUCUACCGACAUGAAUUGUUCAAGAAGCAUUACGGUGCAGCGGAUCUUGAAGAGUUUAUGAAGAAUUUCUGGGAGAAGUGGGCGCUUAGCAAGGACCCUGAGAAUCUGCUCGUUAUGCUUCAUACAUGGCAGGCGGGAGAUGUGAGUAAGCAGGAGCCGUAUGACGGAGACUUUGAGAAGGCUAUGAAGGGGAUCAAGGCGAGGAUCCUGGUUCUGCCGAGCAAGACGGAUCUCUACUUUCCGCCUGAGGAUUCAGAGUACGAGGUCAAGUGUAUGGGAGACAAUGCGAGUCUGGAUGUUUAUCCUUCUAUUUGGGGUCAUUGGGCUGGUGGACCGCCUGGGAACAUGGAAGAUGUGAAAUGGUUGGAUGAGAGGCUAAGAAAGGUCUUUGAUGAGGCUCCUCAUAGAGAUGCUAGUUGA
Molecule: messenger RNA, 1053 nt
Organism: Fusarium musae
Lineage: Eukaryota; Fungi; Ascomycota; Sordariomycetes; Hypocreales; Nectriaceae
Exons: 2
Coding region: 1-1053 (350 amino acids)
Biological process (GO): biosynthetic process
Molecular function (GO): acyltransferase activity, transferring groups other than amino-acyl groups
Source: RefSeq, a predicted model, not a curated record